AACUCUACCAUCUGACAUGGACUGUGUUUUUAUUUCAUGUGACGUGUGCUUGUGAAUGAUGCGUUGAUAUAGGAAUAAUCGAGGCAUACUGCAGACUGCAUGCAACCACUUGUGCUUUUCUUGGGAUCGGAAAGACGCGCUAUAACAGCUGACGCCUCGCUUCUUGUAGGUGUCACUCGAUUUGGGUGGUGAGCGUGGAUUAGCUUUGGUAAAGGUUCGGCGCUAAAGUAAAAUCGCCGUGAUCGGACUGCUCUUUUUAUCAACUGUAAACGACUAUGUGAAGAGGGGGCUGGAUUAAAUGUGGCUAUCAACGUAAAAUCAAUUCAACAGGAUCGGAGUUUCCUUGAGGGAUCGGUGUUUAUUUUACAGAGGCAGCAGCCCGAGGGAUUGCUGCUUGAUUUUUGGCUGCUCUUCCGGCGGUCGCCUGCCUUAUGGAGUUGCACCCCUUUCUUUUUAAACAUCUCGUCUGAGAGUACCCUCUGUACAGAAGAAAAAGAAAAGGAUAUCGGAAAGGUGCGUCCAGAUAGCGCUCCUCGCUUAUCAACAAUGAAUACCAGCGAUGCAAAGGAGUACCUUGCGAAGAAAGAGAUACCUCAACUGUUUGAGAGUCUGCUGACUGGAUUGAUGUACUACAGACCAGAUGAUCCAGUUGAGUACAUGGAAGGUUGCUUGAAAAAGGUCCGAGAACUUGGGGGGACAGACAAAGUGAGGUGGGACACAUUUGUUGGACAGGAGAAAAAAACCCUUCCCCCACUCAAUGGAGGCCAGUCCAGGAGAUCGUUUUUCAGAAAUGUGUUGCCUGAUAGCUCCAACUUUCCUUAUCGCCGCUAUGAUCGAUUACCACCUAUCCAUCAGUUCUCAAUUGAGAGUGAUUCAGAUCUUUCUGAAACUGCUGAGCUGAUUGAGGAAUAUGAUGUGUUUGACCCAAACAGACCCCGGCCCAAGUUAAUUUUUGUUAUUGGUGGUCCUGGGAGUGGAAAAGGUACCCAGAGUCUGAAGAUUGCUGAGCGCUAUGGGUUUGAAUAUAUUUCUGUUGGAGAACUUCUGCGAAAAAAGAUGAUCCACAAUGCCACCAGCAACAGAAAAUGGAGCCUAAUUGCAAAAAUAAUUACAAAUGGAGAGUUGGCACCACAGGAGACAACAAUCACAGAGAUAAAGCAGAAACUAAUGCAAAUCCCUGAAGCCAAUGGCAUCGUUAUUGAUGGUUUUCCCAGAGAUGUGGGACAAGCUUUAUCCUUUGAGGACCAGAUCUGCACUCCAGACCUGGUAGUGUUCUUGGCAUGUGUCAAUAACAGACUCAAAGAGAGACUAGAGAGGCGGGCCGAGCUUCAAGGGAGACCAGAUGACAAUCCCAAAGCCACAGAGAGGCGUCUGGCUAACUUCAAACAGAAUGCCAUUCCUUUGGUCAAGUACUUCCAAGAGAAGGGCCUCAUUGUGACGCUGGAUGCUGACAGAGAUGAAGAAGAGGUGUUUUAUGACAUUGCGGUAACUGUUGACAACAAGCUGUUUCCUACCAAAGAACCUGUUGCAGGACCCAGUGAUCUUGACCUGAGUCUGCUUGUAGAUUCCGCUGAUUCAGCAGAUAUUGGCUCCGAUUCUGAAGAGCAGGGCUGGCAGUCUGAAGACCAAAUAACAGUCUAUGGGGAUGACAGCAUAGAAGAGGACCUGAAGAAAUCCAAGAUAAUCUUUGUAAUUGGUGGUCCAGGCUCUGGAAAGGGCACACAGUGUGAGAAGAUAGCAGAGAAGUAUGGCUUCACUCACCUGUCAUGUGGUGACAUCAUUCGCAAUGAGCUGCUGUCCGACAGUGAGAGAGGCAACCUUAUCAAGGACUUUAUGGAGCGAGGAGAACAUGUCCCAAUGGAGACAGUGCUGGAGCUGAUGAGAGAAGCCAUGGUUACAAAUCUGGAGAGCACCAAAGGAUUCUUGAUUGACGGCUAUCCACGGGACCUGAGACAAGGAGAAGGCUUUGAAAUGAAGAUAGCCGAACCCUCUCUGGUGUUGUACCUGGACUGCUCUGCUGACACCAUGACCAAGCGAAUACAGAAAAGGAUCCAAGGUAUGCCAUGUUAUGAUGACAGCCAGGACACAAUCCGAAAAAGAGUGGACGCCUUCUACCAAACCAUAGAGGUUAUUACAGCUGGUUAUGAAAGGAGGAAACUGUUAAAAACGAUCAAUGUAGAGACAGGUCCGGAUGAAGUGUUCCUCCAAGUGUGUUCAGCCAUCGAUGCUCUCUUCUAAAGAUGCUCCAGGAAAGUGGGCUCCGAUCGAGCGUGUUCUAUACCCGGACCAGGUGUACUAUAUACAGCCCCUCUGGACACAGCUAAUGUUCUCAGCAGCCUUGCUUCAGUAAAAGCAACUUUCUUCGAAGUACUGCAUGUGGAAUUUACUUCACGGGAAGCUUUCAUGUAUGUUCUAAUAUGCGAGCAGAUUGAUACUGCACUGAUUGUUGUUCCCUCUCCUGCGCAUCACCUCCCCUCAGCUGACCAAAAUAUAUAUAAAGAUUUUAUCCUAUGCUGUCUCAAUGUAAAUAAUUACACAUUCAGGUAGAGAUACUGAAAGAUUUUUUAUGAAAUUUGGAUUGUAAAUAUAAAUCGCUGCCGACGUACAGUAAACCUUAUUAUUGGUUCAGCCUCAGUCACCUCACCACAGAAUCACUUAAUAAACACAAACCUUUGGAUGAUUGAGUAGCCGGCUAAAAGCAGCUCCAUAUAGGCUGUCCCACCUAGACUGUUGAGGGUCUCGAUCUCACAGGAAUGGUUUACAAUUGUGAAUAAUGGGCAAUGGCUGCUGUGUUAGUGUACAGUUACGUUUAUUUUUCCAGUUCUUAUAAAAGUGACCAUUUGAAAGCUGAGAUGGGUCUGUUGCAGAAGACAAAUAGUAGAUGUCUAAUGGAUUUUGGUCCUGAGGUGAAAUCCCAGCCUCUUCCCUGUCUCUGCGGAAUUUUCAGAUUCAUGCGGUGUCUACUUGGGUUUUUCUUUGGGUACUCCGGUUUUUUCUUUCUCAGUCUUCCUUUGUUUUCUGCCAUGUUAAUUGGAAAUCUGAAAUUGUCAGAGUAUGAGUGAGUUUGGGUGUUAACAUAUCUGAGAAGGAGAAGAAAGGCCCCAGCCAUCACAGUCCAGCUCAUUCAACAAUACAUUGAUGUCAGUAUCCACAAUGGUAAGAAUGGAGUGGUCUGCGAAUGGAAACCAUUUUGAAUAAGCCACUCACAAAGGUAAUGUGAAGGCACUUCACAUUUAAAUUUUGUUUUACUUCAGUGACAGUAGAUCCAUUUAUAAGAGAGCACAAUUGAGUAAAUAUUGUGUGAGAGGUUUUAAUGUGACCACCUAAGCCAUUUUCUUUACAACUGAAAGACUUGCAGAUUUGCUAAAGAGGUAAUACAUCAUAAGUCAUGAUGGCCCACCGAUUAUUAGCUCUGUGUCGCGGCUCCUGGUCACAAGCUGUGUGCCCUUUAGUUGUUCUCCCUUAGCCACUGUGACAUUAUUUUCCACCUUCCACCUUUCAAAGACCUUUAAACGGACCUGCAGUGAAUAAGGUUGGGAGUGUGUGUCCCAUGAUGGAGUGCUGCUUCAUCCAGGAAGGCAUGCCGUGCACCCAGUGCUGCUCAGACGUGCUGCAGCCUCUAGAGUGAAAUCUGUCAAAUGACAAGACAUAGAGGGCGAUGGUCUGAAAAUGAAUUCAGAUGGAGCAGGAUUAGUUUCACGAUCACGUUCAGAGAACGUCUCAUAUCCAUUAGUGUGUUAUAAUUGCAUACAACAGUGUGCAGCGCUCGCUGGAGAAAUUCUGAAUAAAUUAUCACAAAGCCUCGGCUCUUUUGUAGAGUAACCAGUGGAGGCGAUAGGUUUUAUUUAGGAUAUUGAGAGCAUGAAAUUAAUUUUCACUUCGAGAAUGAAAAUCUGACUUUUCAAGAACUUGCAUUAGCAAAAUAAAAAAAAAUAAUGAUGGCAAAACUACACUGUUCAAACAUUCACAAAGUAUACAGGGAGCGAGCGUCAAGGAAUAACAAAAUGAAAGACAUCCCAUCAAGCCUUGUGCCCUGUGUUGGCUGGGCUUGGCUCCAGCAGACCCCCG
Molecule: messenger RNA, 4068 nt
Organism: Polypterus senegalus (gray bichir)
Lineage: Eukaryota; Metazoa; Chordata; Cladistia; Polypteriformes; Polypteridae
Gene: ak5
Product: adenylate kinase 5
Exons: 14
Coding region: 547-2238 (563 amino acids)
Biological process (GO): nucleoside triphosphate biosynthetic process
Cellular component (GO): cytosol; cytoplasm
Molecular function (GO): ATP binding; nucleoside diphosphate kinase activity
Source: RefSeq, a predicted model, not a curated record